UGACAGAUCAAACGCCAUUUUGCUAUUAUUACAGAAGGUUGCAUUAUCUGUUCGUCAACAAUGUAAAGUGAAAUGUUUGCAAGAUUUUUACAGUAAAUGUAAUGUGAAGUUAAGUUUUAACCCUCGGGAAUAAAUCUAGGGUUAUGGAGGAGUCGAACGAGGAGCUCAGGGUCAUUCCCGAGCUCUACUUUCUGAUAGCGAAAUUUCUGUCGGGCGGUCCUCUGAAAGAAACUGCAAAGACACUGCUAAAAGAGCUCGAGACGAUAGAGGUGCUGCCCCGACGACUCGACUGGGAGGGCAACGAGCACGCCCAGUCUUACGAUGAAUUGGCAUCACAACAUGCAGACAUAUCAUGGCGGCGGCUCGUGUCGGUGUGCGAGCGCGCGCUGUGCAUCGCGCGCAAGGCCCCCGCCGCGCUCUCCGGGGGCGAGGCCGCGCCCGAGCCCGGGGGCGCGGGGGGCGCGCCCGACGCGGACCCGGGGGGCGCGGGGGGCGAGCUGGCCGCGCGCCUGUCGCUGCUCAGCGAGACCCUCGUGCGCCCCAAGCCCAAGUACGCCUCCUUCAAGCAGGACCACACGCUCGUGCGGCGGCUGGUGUCGCGCGAGCUGGGCGUGGGCGCGGCGAGCGUGGCGGGCGGGCGCGGCGGCCAGGCCAUGCUGCCGCCGCGCCUGCUGGGCGGCUUGCAGCUGCAGCGGCGGACGCUGGGCCACCUGUCCGCCGUGUACUGCGUGGUGCUGGACUGCACCGGGCGCUACGUGAUGACGGGCGCCGACGACAUGCUCAUCAAGAUCUGGAGCGCGGCGGACGCGCGGCUGGUGGCCACACUGCGCGGCGUGGGCGCGGAGGUGACGGACGUGUGCGUGUCGGCGGACGGCGCGCUGCUGGCGGCCGGGUCCGUGGACCGGCUGGUGCGCGUGUGGGCGCUGGCGGACGCCGAGCCCCGCGCAGUGCUGGCCGCCCACGCGGGGACCAUCACGUCCGUGCACUGGGCGCCGCCCGCGCGCGCGGACGUGCGCUGGCUGGCCUCCACGUCCACGGACUGCUCCGUGGCCUUCUGGACGUGCUCGCCGGACGGCCACUUCCUGUCGCAGCCGGUGCAGUACGUGGAGCGCAUGAGGCCGGGCGUGUGCCACAUGAUCUGUGCGGCCUGGUCCGCGGGCGGGGCCUUCCUGGCGGCCGGCAGCGCGGACCACCACGUGCGCAUCUACACGGUGGAGCACGAGCCGGGCGGGCCCAAGCGGGUGCUGGAGACCCCCGCGCACGACGACGCCGUGGACAGCAUCGCCUGGGCGCACAGGGGGCUGCGCUUCGUGUCGGGCAGCAAGGACGGCAGCGCGGCCCUGUGGACGCUGCACGCCACGCAGUGGAGGCACGUCCUGCUGCGGCCCGAGCCCGCGCCCGGCGACAAGCGCCUGAAGAUGACCAUGGUGUGCUGGGACCGCAGCGACGCCUUCGUGCUCACGGCCGUGUCGGACUGCACGGUGCGGGUGUGGUGUGCGCGCUCGGGGGCCGCCGUGCGGGCCCUGCGGGGGCAUCGCGACGAGGCCUACGUGUUGGAGGCGCACCCCUUCCUGCCCGCCGUGUUCCUGUCGGCCGGCCACGACGGCCAGCUGCUGGUGUGGGACGCGAACGCGCCCGAGCCGCUGGCGCGCUUCCACAACCGCAUCGAAGGCCACGGCGACGGCGCCAUCUUCGACGCCAAGUGGGGCGGCGCCGCCAGCGUGGCCGCCACCGACUCGCACGGACACCUGCUGCUGCUGGGGCUGGGCCGCGGACACCGCCUCUACUCGCAGCUGCCCACCGAGCUGUUCUUCCACACCGACUACCGGCCCGUGGUGGUGGACGCACUGGGCGGCGCCCACGACGAGCAGACAGACACGCCCCCGCACUUGCUGCCGCCGCCCUUCCUGGUGGACGUGGAGGGCGCCCCCCACCCGCCGCAGUUCCAGCGCCUGGUGCCGGGCCGCGAGAACCUGGCGCUGUCGCAGCUGAUCCCCGCCGCGGACGCGCCCCGCUCCCGCAUCGACUCGCUCAUCGAGGCGCUGGCGGCGCCGGGCGGGGGCGCGGCACGGCGGGUGAGGGCGCGGCGGGGCCCCGGCGGCGGCCGGGCCGGCGCCCGGCGCGCGCCCCCGGGCCCCGUGCGCCCCGCCCCCCGCGCCCCGAGCCCCCCGAGCCCGCCUCGCCGCCCGCCAGCGACAGCUCGGACGAGUGGGAGCGCCGCCCCGACCACGACUCGCCGCACUCCAGCCUCGACCUCUCCGACACCGACACCAGGUACCUCCCACACACCCACACCCCGCUCACAUACAUACUCACAGUCUCUGUAUACAUAUAUAUUGUGUUCCGCAUCGCUAACGCUGCACGUUUCUCUCAGCUCGCAUGCGGGGACCAAGACCGACAGCUCGUCGUCCUCCUCGCAGUACUCGGACUGGGAGGCCGGCGCGGCGCUCGCUCCGCCGGCGCGGGCCCGCCGCCGCCCGCUGCCCACCAACCGUUACAGCCCCAGCACGGUGACGGCGAAGCGCUCGUCGCGCGCCCCCUCGGGGUCGGGGGCGGAGUCCCCCGCGCCCCCCGCCGGGCCCGCGCCCCCGCCCGACGACCUGCCCGACGUGUACCGCCCCGGCGACUGGAUCACCGCCACGCAGCCGCGCAAGGCGCCCUACCAGCCGCAGAUGGGCGACCAGUGUCUCUACUUCCGACUGGGCCACCAGCGGUACUUCGAGGCGGUCGCGGAGAAGGACGUGUACAAGGUGAACCCGCGCGACAAGCCCUGGGAGCGGACGCACGUCUACGAGUGCGAGAUGGUGAAGGUGGUGGGCAUGAAGUACGUGAUCAAGCCGCCGCGCGUGGCGUGUCUGCGGCUGGCCUGCGCGCUGGCGGGCCCGCGCUCCCUCACCGUGCGCUACCACGACAUGCCCGACGUCAUCGACUUCCUGGUCCUGCAGCAGCAGUACGAGGCGGCCGCCGCCCGCGCCUGGGGCCCCGGGGACCGCUUCCGCUGCAUGAUCGACGACUGCUGGUGGACGGGCGUCGUGCUGGAGAGCGCCGCGCCCCCCGCGCCCGCGCCCGCGCCCGGCCUGGCGGGCCCCGAGGCCCAGGCCUGGGCCGCGGCCGCCGCGCAGCAGUUCCUGGCGCUGCGCGUGCGCUGGGACAACGGCGAGGUGGAGCGUCUGUCGCCCUGGGACCUGGAGCCGCUGGACCCGCUGCGCCUGCCCCCGCAGCCGGGCGGGGCCGUGCCCGUCCUGGCGCGCGAGCUGGACGCCGUCCUGUACCGGCCCGCGCCCGGCGACUGGGGCCGCGGGGACCGGGCCGCGGCCUGCCGCGCGCUGGCCGCGCACCUGUCCAGCGUCAUGUCGCUGGCGGCCGCCGAGCCCUUCCUGGCGCCCGUGGACCUGGCCCGCUACCCCGCCUACGCGCGCUGCGUGGCCUACCCCGUGGACCUGGCCAGCAUGCGGGCCCGCUUCGCCGCGCAGUGGUACCGGCGCGCGGCCGCCGCCAUGUUCGACGCGCGCUACCUGGCCAGCAACGCCGAGCUGUUCAACGAGGCCCACGCGCCCAUCGUGCGCCAGGCGCGGCUGGUGUCGGAGCUGCUGCUGCAGCUGAUCGCGCGCUGGCGGGACGCCGACGUGCUGGCCGCCUACCGCGAGCUGGCGGCCGCCUACCGCAGCGAGGACGAGGCCCCGCCCGCUUGGCGCGAGGCCUGCGCCCGCCUGCUGAGCGAGCUGUCCGCGUCCGCCGACGCCGAGCCCUUCCGCCAGCCCGUGGCCCCGGAGCAGGCCCCGGACUACCUGUCCGUGGUGGCCUCGCCCAUGGACCUGGGCACGGUCCGGUCCCGCCUGGCGGCCGGACACUACUCGCGCGCGGAACACUUCGCCGCCGACGUGCGCCGCGUGUUCGCCAACAGCCGCCUCUACAACACCAACAAGCGCAGCCGGAUCUACUCGAUGACGGUCCGCCUGUCCGCGCUGUUCGAGGCGCUGUGGUCCCGCUACCAGUCGUCGCGCCCCCGCCGCGCCCCCGCGCGCGCCCCCCGCGCCCCCCGCCGGACGCGCCGCGCCGCCAGGGAACACACAGCAUCAGAGAUGCUGAACGGCUCCGCGGCGGCGGAAUCCGCCAGCUCGGACUCGGAGACGCUGGCGGCCACCUCCCGCCGCGUGCACGCCGGGGCCGCGCGCGCGCUGCACGACGCGCACGACGCGCGCGACCAGCACGACGCGCCGGACUCCUCCGACAGCGACGUGCCGCUGCACGUGCAUAGGAAAGGCAAGGGCGUGGGCAAGAAGAGCAAGAGCAGUAGCGCGAGCGCCGAACCCGCACCCUCCACCAGCCGCGCGCCGCCACCAGAUUUCUACGAGCCAGUGAACGGCUCAGCGGAGGCGGGGUCUUCGUGGGCGGGCUCGGGCUCCGAGUCGGGUUCCGGAUCCGGCUCCGGCUCCUCCAACAUCCGCGUCGUGGAGGAGGAACUCCGCGACGACGAGGUCGAGCUCUCCUACAGCCCCGCGCGCAGGAAGAGGCGGCGGGGGGCGCGCGGGGCCCGGGGCCCUCCCGCCCGGGGCCCGCGCCCCGCGCCCUCCUCCAGCAGCAGUGCCACCAGCAGCAGCAGCGACAGGUCCCGGCACAGGCCCGUCAAGCGCACUCGUUCCCGCCUGACCCCGUCGUGGUCGUCGUCCUCGUCGUCGUCCGCGUCGGGCGGGUCGCAGGCGUCGCGCGUGUCGCGCGGGCGCUACUCGUCGGACCGGUCGUACCGGCCGCGCGUGUCGUCCGACGAGGACGCGCCCCUGCAGCGGUACCGCGCGCGCGCCCCCCGCGCCCCCCGCGCGCGCCGCGCCUCGCGCCGCCGCUACAACGAGGACAGCGAGGAGGACUCCGUGGCCGCCAUCAGCAAGCGCCUGCAGCACCACCACCACGCGCGCACCCACCACGCGCACGUGGCCCGGCGCCGGCGCCAUCACGCGCAGCAGAGCGCGAGCGCGGAGGGCAGUGCGAGCGCGUCGCACACGAGCGACCACAACUACUUCAACGGGCACGCGCGCGCCGCGCACGACCACGGCGCGGCGUCCGGCAGCUCGGGGGCGGGCGGGGCCGAGGGCGGGGCGGAGGGCGGGGCCGAGGGCGGGGCGGGGGCGGCGCCCGGCGCGGGGGGCGUGUCCAUCUCGUCGCGCGGCCGCGUGCGCAAGCUGACCGCCAAGGCGCGCGGCCUGCUGCGCGACUGA
Trichoplusia ni (cabbage looper) is the source of this 5213-nucleotide messenger RNA. It is a transcript of the gene BRWD3, whose product is annotated as bromodomain and WD repeat-containing protein 3. Gene Ontology annotation, biological process: cytoskeleton organization; regulation of cell shape; regulation of transcription by RNA polymerase II. The transcript is spliced from 18 exons. Gene Ontology annotation, molecular function: protein binding. Bases 144 to 5213 code for a protein of 1689 amino acids. NCBI's taxonomy places the organism in Eukaryota, Metazoa, Arthropoda, Insecta, Lepidoptera, Noctuidae. Gene Ontology annotation, cellular component: nucleus. The record is from RefSeq and is a predicted model, not a curated record.